UCAUCUCCGCACAGCCGAGCCAACACGAGGCGCCGUCUUGACGAGCCGCGAGAGACGGCCGACUGCGACAGCGAUCACGCAGCGACACAUCAGAGGUGCAGCGAGUCGAAACAUAGAGCCAGUGAAGCACGCGCUGUCGCGGGAGGAGAGAUGAAGACAGCAAGCAGAGUAGCUGCACUUGCCCUGUUGACAACCUCCGCCGCAUGGACCCCUGCGCCUGCCAUCAGUGGUCGAGCGGUCAGCAGGUGCGCGCGCCGAGCCCAUCAAAGUUCAAAAAACGCCGGAGCGCCGCACCGCGCCACCCGCCUCCCACGCCCUCACGCGAUAACACCACGCAGGGCACGCGACACGCGAUGCCGGGCCAUGACCGAGAUCGGCUCCGAGCAGGCCUUUGACGACAUCGUCCAGAAGACGGACAAGCUCGUGGUUGUGGAUUUUGCGACGACGUGGUGCGGGCCGUGCAAGGUCAUGGAGCCCAAGAUGAACCAGAUCUCCGAGGAGUACACCGACGCCGAGUUCUACAAGGUCGUCGGCGACGCGUCCGCCGACGCCUCCAAGCUCAUGAAGCGCGAGGGCGUCCGCACGGUGCCGAGCUUCCACUUCUGGAAGGGCAACUCGCGCGUCGAGGUCAUCAACGGCGCGAACAUCGAGGCCGUCACCAAAGCCGUGCAGAAGCACAAGGACGCGUGAGGCCGCCUUGAGCUCUAACACCAAUGAUUAACCUCGACUAGUAGUACCUUGUGCGCGUCGACGGCGUCGGUGGCGCCACCUAGGAAGAGUCACGAAACACAAGGAAUUA
Molecule: messenger RNA, 799 nt
Organism: Pelagomonas calceolata
Lineage: Eukaryota; Pelagophyceae; Pelagomonadales; Pelagomonadaceae
Source: the annotation of a GenBank genome assembly